Pseudovirgaria hyperparasitica is the source of this 483-nucleotide messenger RNA. Its product is annotated as Sybindin-like protein. The coding region runs from base 1 to 483 and encodes 160 amino acids. Gene Ontology annotation, cellular component: TRAPP complex. Gene Ontology annotation, biological process: endoplasmic reticulum to Golgi vesicle-mediated transport. The record is from RefSeq and is a predicted model, not a curated record. NCBI's taxonomy places the organism in Eukaryota, Fungi, Ascomycota, Dothideomycetes, Acrospermales, Acrospermaceae. The transcript has 3 exons.
AUGGCGAUCAUAAAGGACCGUUUGGUCGUGUUUGCGCUACUCGUCAUCAACAAGGCCGGAGGUCUCAUCUACAAUCGUGAGUUUCACUCCGGCCUGAACAAGAUGAGCAGUAACGACUAUUUGAUACUUGCCGGUACUUUCCACGGAGUCCAUGCUAUAACGAAGUCUCUUUCCCCUCUACCGCGUACUCAAUCCGCCAACGGCACCUCUGCCAGCGCACCAUCUCCUUUCGUAAAUCGUCCUACAGGCCUAGAAGUCCUAGAAUCCGCACACUUUCGGCUGCAAUGCUUUCAGACUGUAACGGGCACGAAGUUUCUCCUUUUCACCGAGCCUCAGCAGCCGAAUGUGGAUAACGUUAUGAAGAGGAUAUACGAACUAUACUCCGACUACGUUAUGAAAAAUCCUUUCUAUACAGUCGAGAUGCCGAUACGUUGCGAGAAGUUUGAUAGGAGCCUAGACGCUUUCGUGAAAGUCAAGAGCUGA